GGUCCUCCUCCUCAUUUGGCCCGCAGCGCAGCGGCAGCUCUCCAUUCCCACUGAGCCGCAGCAGCUGGGGCACCAGGAGACCCGAAGACCCGCCGCGCUGCGGGACUCACCGUCUGCUGCGGGACUCUCUACCUGCCGGCCGGACAGGCGGCGGCGCGCCGCGGCUCCGCGGCCGCAGCUUUCAGCCCGCCCUCACCUGUUGCUGCCUCUGGCUGCGCUGCGGCGCAUUGGACACCUUUACGCACCGAGCGGCUCUCCGGUCCCCGCUGCUGGUCUCCACAGGUUUCCACUGGUCCUUAGUGGUCUCUCUGAUCCUGACUGGUUCCUACUGGUCCCCGCUGCUCCCCCUCGGGGCGCCAUGAGUUCCUCCACGGCACCUCCAGUCUGACAGCGCAGCGGGACGCCGGGCGGAGCUGAAGCAGUCUCUUCGGCGGGAUGCGGCUCCCCGCGCUGCUGGCCUGUCUGGCGGGCUGCGCGCUGCUGCUGCCGCCGGCCGGCCUGGCCUGCGGGCCGGGGAAGGGCCACGGCCGGCGGCGGGGCCCCCGGAAGCUGGUGCCACUGGUCCUGAAGCAGUUCAGCCCCAACGUGGCGGAGCAGACCCUGGGCGCCAGCGGCAAGGCGGAGGGGAAGAUCAGCCGCGGCUCGGAGCGCUUCAAGGAGCUGAGCCCCAACUACAACCCGGACAUCAUCUUCAAGGACGAGGAGAACACCGGGGCGGACCGCCUCAUGACGCAGCGCUGCAAGGACAAGCUGAACUCUCUGGCCAUCUCGGUGAUGAACCACUGGCCCGGGGUCCGGCUGCGGGUCACCGAGGGCUGGGACGAGGACGGCCACCACUCGUCCAGCUCGCUGCACUACGAGGGCCGGGCCGUUGACGUUACUACGUCCGACCGUGACCGCCACAAGUACGCCAUGCUGGCCCGGCUGGCGGUGGAGGCCGGCUUCGAUUGGGUCCACUACGAGUCCCGGGCGCACGUCCACUGCAGCGUCAAGUCAGAUCACUCCAUGGCGGCCAAGGCAGGCGGCUGUUUCCCUGGAAACGCCUCGGUGAUGUUGGAGGGCGGCACCCGGAGGUCCAUGAGAGCGCUGCAGCCCGGGGACCGGGUCCUGGCCUUGGUGAACAGCGGCCUGGUCUUCAGCGAGGUCAUGACCUUCCUGGACCGGGACCCGGACACGCCGCGGCUCUUUGUUAGCCUGCAGACUGCGGCCGGGCAACGACUCGCCCUCACUGCCGCCCACCUGCUGUUCUUGUCAGGUAGGAACUGCUCCGAGGGUGCGGCGCCGGCGGCCAGCCAGCUGCGGGCCGCCUAUGCCGGCGCCGCCCGGCCCGGCCAGUGCGUCCUGGUGGAGGCCGGCGGGGCAGCGCGUCUGUCCCGGAUCGUCGGGGUCAGUGUGACAACGAGCCGGGGGGCGUUCGCCCCGCUGACCCGGCAGGGAACCAUCAUGGUGGACGGCGUGGCAGCAUCCUGCUACGCGGCGGUGGACGGCCACCGGCUGGCCCACCAGGCCUUCGCCCCGCUCCGCCUCCUGCACCGCUGGACUGGGAGCGCUGGGCACCACGGCAACAGCCUGCACUGGUACUCACGGAUCUUACUCUGGCUGGGCCGGGCGAUUCUGGACCCGGGGCGCCUCCAUCCGCUGGGCAUCGCUCAGGGCGACAUGUGAGAGAAAAGAAACAAACUGGUGGUUCACAAACCGGCAUCAGACCGAGACGGACUUCGUGCUGGACUGGCAUCAAACAUGAAGUACCACCAGCAAACAGGAAGUACCAGCAACAAACAGGAAAUACCAACAACAAACAAGAAGUUCCAGCAACAAACAGGAAGUACCAGGAACAAAUAGGAAGUAAGAGGAACUUUUUCUGGAGCGGCAGACAUUAAACGCACUGUGAAGCAGAAAUCCAGAUGUAACCGUUGUCCUGACCAGAUUGUCUCCAUAAAUUCGUUAUGAUAAGUCGUCCCAGGAGUUAUUGCGAUAAAUGAUAAUAUUGUUACUUUCAGAUAAUUUUUCAGUCAUUUAUUGAUAACGGCAUCAUAACGCAUGUUCGCCCUCUAAAGGACUAACACUCAAAUUAUGUAAAGAAGAGUUAACUCUAGAACUAAAAAAUAUUCUGAACAUCCAACAUUAAACAGAAAUAAAAACCACAAACAACUGAAACCAGAAAUAAAAUUCAUUAUUCAUAAUCUUCAAUCUAAAUUUACCUUCACAAGAUAUUAUUCAUUAGAAUUGAAAUUAUGGAGUUCAUUUAAAUUUAUCAGGCGAUUUUUUAUGACACGCUGUCAUACAAUCAGUCAGAUGCUUUUUGAGUUGCGUUGUAACACAGACUGCUACAGGAGCGACCGGGCUGGCUAUAGAAACCAGGAUGAGUUCCAACGUUUCAUUUUCUUCUGGGAUCAACAAAGUUUUUUAAUUAUGAAGUGAUUCAUUAUUUAAACACAAGAAUUAUUUAUGUUUGUGUAUAUUGUGUAAAUUAGCUAAACCAGUAUUAGCUGGUAUGAUCCUGGCCACCAGGUGGCAGCAAAAUGAUUCAAUUGUCCCGUUUUAAUCCACAUUAAGAUACUUUAUUUUAACCCACACAGGGUU
Molecule: messenger RNA, 2583 nt
Organism: Poecilia latipinna (sailfin molly)
Lineage: Eukaryota; Metazoa; Chordata; Actinopteri; Cyprinodontiformes; Poeciliidae
Product: Indian hedgehog signaling molecule
Exons: 3
Coding region: 436-1665 (409 amino acids)
Biological process (GO): protein autoprocessing; cell-cell signaling; regulation of gene expression
Molecular function (GO): calcium ion binding; patched binding
Source: RefSeq, a predicted model, not a curated record